AUGCCGCGGAUGCGAACGUUAGCACAUCUUCACACGGCCGCAAAGCCCCACCCUGCGCGCGCGGAGGGGCCGUGUUUUGAAAUGCAGCGGGGUUUAGCGAGUUUUCCGCUGUCGCCGGCGGUGCGCGUGAAGCUGGUGACUGCGGGCUUCCAGACGGCUGAGGAGCUCCUGGAAGUGAAGCCUUCGGAGCUCAGCAAAGAAGUUGGGAUAUCUAAAGAGGAAGCCUUAGAAACUCUGCAAAUUAUAAGAAGAGAAUGUCCUACAAAUAAACCAAGAUAUGCUGGUACAUCUGAGUCAGGCAAGAAGUGUACAGCAUUGGUACUUCUUCAACAGGAGCAUACCCAGAGCUUCAUAAUUACCUUCUGUUCAGCAGUAGGUAAUAUUCUUGGGGGUGGAAUACCCUUAAUGAAAACAACAGAAAUUUGUGGUGCACCAGGUGUUGGAAAAACACAAUUAUGGUAAAAUAAAAUGUUCCCCUCUGAAGGGUGGGCUUAAUAAACAUUGAUUAAGACAGUUGUUCUGUGGGUUUACUAUUGGGAGACUCCUGUGUGAGUGUUUCAAGCGAAAACCAGUUUACCAUUUGUGUUACUUCAGUGCCCCAUCUUGAUAAAUUGAU
This is a messenger RNA of Oryctolagus cuniculus (rabbit), 616 nucleotides long. Its product is annotated as DNA repair protein RAD51 homolog 3-like. Gene Ontology annotation, molecular function: four-way junction DNA binding; ATP-dependent DNA damage sensor activity; ATP binding. The record is from RefSeq and is a predicted model, not a curated record. Gene Ontology annotation, biological process: DNA repair; reciprocal meiotic recombination; meiotic DNA recombinase assembly. Gene Ontology annotation, cellular component: Rad51B-Rad51C-Rad51D-XRCC2 complex; replication fork; Rad51C-XRCC3 complex. NCBI's taxonomy places the organism in Eukaryota, Metazoa, Chordata, Mammalia, Lagomorpha, Leporidae.